Phyllotreta striolata is the source of this 1194-nucleotide messenger RNA. The record is from the annotation of a GenBank genome assembly. Lineage: Eukaryota; Metazoa; Arthropoda; Insecta; Coleoptera; Chrysomelidae.
GUCGGGCGUCGCGACACCGACGCUCCGCCAGCGCAUACGCGUCGAUCUACGCGCGAGUUUCUUUCGCAAUUUUUUUUUCCGAGUUACCGGUGAACAUGUGAAUUUUGUUUGUGAUUAUUUGUGUUUUUUUUAAUACGUGUUUGUGAUAGAGGAUUUAGGACGGUAAAAUGACGUUGUUGUGUUGGAUUUUCGAAGUGGUGAUCGUCUUGGGAUUGCUCUUGAUUGCCGAUGUGUUGACGCUACAGAACGUUCUGUUGUCGAUCGAGCCGAAGGUGGUACCGGUGGGGCAAAGUUCCACGUUGAUAUGCACGUACGAUCUGCAAGAUGACGCCUUGUACACUGUGAAAUGGUACCGGGGCAGGUACGAGUUCUACAGGUACACGCCCAGCGAGUACCCCAACAGCAAGAAGAUAUUUCCUUACAAAGAAAUCAACGUCGAUGAAGAAGCCUCGAAUUCCACGCAAGUCGUCCUGAGGAACAUCGAUUUCGUCCUUUCAGGAAACUUCACCUGCGAAGUCACCACUGACGCGCUACAUUUAACUACCCGUUACGACAUCAAACCCAUGCUCGUCAUACAGCCGCCCGAAACGGCUCCGACAAUUAGCGUGUUCGGGGAGCCCUUGGAUUACGGGGAUUUAUUGAGAGCCAAUUGCUCGAGCCCUCCGGCUAGGCCCAGGGCUAGUUUGACGUUUUUCCUCAACAAUUACACGGUGGCCACCAGCGAGCCCCUCCUGCCCCAUCACUACCAGCGCUCCGAAUGGAGCGACCUGGGCCUGGUGAUCCGCCUCUACGCCGAGCACUUCGACGACGGCCGUCUGAUCCUCCGGUGCGUCGCCGACAUAGAAAACGUCUACCACGAGGAGGCCGUGCUGAAGCUGGGCAGCGCCCGAGAACCCGUCCCUGAAAGAGUGAGCGCGCAAAACGCCGGAAUAACUUCUUCGCUGCGGGCGAUGCUCCGGCUGGUCGUUUUCCUCGAAAUAAUAUUAUUGAUGUCGAUAUUAUAGGGUAAUUGAUUAUUGAUGAUGUAAAAUGUAUUAUACACAACGCUCUCUCUUUUCGAAUCCGGUCGAAAUUCGGAUUGCGUUCGCGUUCGUAUUUUUCGAUCAAAAGUUAAUUGUACAGGAUGUAGUGAAUAAAUUCAUUUUUUUUUCAAGUAGAUUUUGAGGUGUUAAUUUUGGUUUUUUUCUUAUUUUU